UUAUUUUUAUGUCUUUGUUGUCAGGUAAUGCAAUUAAAGCAAUAACCAUGUUACUUGUGUAUGAAACGUCUUUUGGAUUAUUUAAAUAUAAGUACAAUGAUAUUCUGUUAACCUGGCAUCCAGUACGCCAACAAAUCUGAUAAGCCAGCAUGUUGAGCUUGUUAUUGGGGAAGAUUAUUGGUGCACUAUGUAGGUCUAGAGUUAAGAUUUUCAUGUAAAAGUGCCCAAAACAUGUAGUUCUUAGAAAGGAGCAUAGGUUCUCCUUUUAGAAAUGACAAAUGCUAAGAUGACAUGAUGCUGUCAUAGGUAAAACCAGUUAUCUUGUACAUGAUGUUUUUUUUAAAAGACUUUUCAAAGACAUUAUUACAAGUGUUCGAAGUGAGAUGCAGAAAUAUUUAGUACACUUGGAAUCAAUAAUUAUUAUGGAAACAGCUACAGUACAAUACUGUUCAUGUACUUUGAUAAUUAGAAUACAUCUGUAUUUAUACAAAACAAAAGUGUACAUUGUACAAAGUAAGAAUAGUGUUUUCUUGUUUUGUACGUACUAAGGGUAGGAAUAGCCUGGAAAUAUUGAAAUGGCAUGUUAGAUGACCAUAAAAAGCAGAUUUGUACAGUUUUACAAGCAAAAAUAUAUAAAAUUGUGUUCAGGGAUUAAAAAAUUGGGGAAAACUUCUACCAUCUAAUAAGGCAGCAUAUUUGAUAACCAGACACCAUGUCAAUCCCAACGGUGCAGGUUAACAGAAUGUCACUGUAUAGAAUAUUUUAAACAAAUAGAAUAAAAUAAUAAUAAGGUAUCAAAGUUAUAAGAUUUGUGGGAUAAUGUAAAUUUUUCUUCCUGUAAAUUUUCCAGAACAAUUUGAAAAUCUAGUUUAGACUCUUUGAAAGUACAGAAGUUGUUUUAUUUAUGUAGGUCUUCAUACAUAUUGUCCUAAACUUAUAUUUAAAAUUUAAUUUGUUUACUAAAGAUGAAAUGUCCAUGCUUUUGGUUUCAGGAUUAAGUGUUGUCUGCAAAUAUGAUUGCUACUAUCAUUAGUGAUAUUUUGUGCCAUAGUUUUGUAUUAAUUAGUAAAGGAUUAUACUAAGGUUUUCUGUUCCCCAAGAUAAUGACUGCUUGGAAUGGAAAAAUCAAUAAAAAGUAAUUGAUUAUCGAGUGACAUUUAAAUAUAUUUGAAGAUAUUUUAAAAAGAUUUAAUUACAACAAAGCAUUACAAGAAUGUUUGGAUUUUAGCCAGCAUUAAAUUUCUCUACAUUAGAAAUAAAUUUAUACAUAAGAAUAUUUGAGAUUAAAAAAAAUUAUUAUUAUAUAUCAAAUAUCUUAAUUAAAAACUACAUUACUCAUUUAUAAGAGAAUAAAAAGAAUAUUUGAAUUUUUGUUAUAUGGCAUUUAAUAAAUAAUCAAGAUAAAAUUGCUAGUGUUAAAUAUUAUGAAAUGAAUCGCAAUAUUAAAACUAUGUCGAAAUUAUUAUUAUAUACUAUCAAAACAGUAUGAAAGGAAAGCGGCACAAAAAGAAUAAAACACAGAAAGAUGAUGCCAAAGAUUCAGAAUUAGAGAAAGAUAAUAAUUGUAAUAAUAUAAGUGAUCCAUCUGUACAAGUCUAUGAUUCUAAAAAUGUGCCUUAUGUCUCACAAUUAGAUUCUUUUUCUGAAACAGAUGAAAUAGCAAAUAAAAACUUGGUAAAUCAUUCAUCAUUAGAUAAUAAUGGAAGUAUUUUUUCUGAAAAUGGAAUGUAUUUAAAACAAGAAAAAUAUACAAAAUUUAAUAUUAAAAUUGAAAAAGAAGAAGAAAACAUUUUUGGCUUAGAAGACAUUCCCAAUAAGAAUUUGCAAUCUGAAAGCAAUUUACAUGAUUCAGAAGUAUCAAGUGUAGAAACAGAACCAUUAGAACAGCCAUUUGAUAAUUUCUCUAAUGAUUCAACAGAUAGUUUUUCUUUAUCAGAUUUAUAUGAAAAUAAUAAAGCAAUUCCAAAUUAUUAUAGCGGUGAAAACAUUGAUGUAGUAAACUCUCUGUCUUUUAAUAAAUGUGAUAAUGAUGAUGAUGAUUUAUCAGGGUCUGAACGUACUUUAGUAAUAGAUUGGGAUCCAGAUGAGAGGCUAUCUCUGGCUGAUGAAAAUAGUAAUAGAAGUAUAAUUGAAAGCAGUAGCCGUUCUUCUGUUAUCAGUACUGUUGAAGCCGACUAUGUUUGUUUUGAAGAUGACAUUCCAAAGAUAAAUGAAGAAGCUUUAUUUCAGCGUCUUGUCUUUAAAAAUCUUAGUACUGAUGAAGAAUCAUUACAUAGUGAAGCUAAGAGUGAUUCAGAAUCAAAUAAUAAAGAAAUAGUAGAAAAAGUAUUGGAAAAAGCCAAUAAUGAUGAUAGUGAAAAUUCAAAGAAAUCAAUAAUAGCUGAAAACUUUUGUAUAGAAAACAGUGAUUCAAAUACUGAAAUAACUCCAAUUUGCAGUGAGAUUAAAUUUGAUAAAGAUGAAACAGAGAAUGAUGAAAUUCAUGAUACUAACAAUAAAGAAUCUUUGUCAAAUUUCCACAGUUUAACUCUGAAAGGAUUGAUUCCUAUAAAAGAAGAGAAGUUUUCAGAUGAUGAACUUAUUGAUUUUGAUAAAUCCAGUUCAGUAGAAGAAUUUUCCGAAAGUAAAGCAAAUGUUAAAAUUUCUGAAGAUAAAUAUAGUGUUAUAAAAUCUUCAUCAAAAGAAACAUCUUUGAAAGUAAGAUUUAAAAAAUUAAAAGAAAAUAAUAAUGAAAAUCUAAUAGAAAUAGAUGAUAACAGGAAUAAUAAAACAAAAUAUGAUAAAAUAGAAAAAUCACCAUCAUUUUAUCAAAAAAAAUCUGAGAAUAAGUUAUGUAAAGUAAAAGAAAAGAUUAAAAAAAGUAGUACUAAAAAAACUAUAUUAUUAGAAACACUUGAUGAAAUUCCAACUGUAUUAAAAUCUAAAAGAAAAUCUAAUAAAAUCUCACAAAGAAAGAAAAAAAACAAUUUAUUAAAAAGCAGGUGGGAGAAUGUUCUUAGAUCUCGUACUAAAGAUGUAACUGUAGCAAAAGAAUUAGGUAAAAAUUUGACUGAGGUAAAUAAAGAAACUGUGACUGAAAGUCAAAAAUUGUCUCAAAAGUUCUUUACAAAAUGCAGUAAGGGGAUUCCAGCACCUGUACCAUUUCCUAGACCAUCUGUUCCUAUCACCCUAAAUCAUAUACUAGCUGAAAUAGGAAGCUGGAAUGUCAACUGGCUUGAUGAGCAGAAGUCAAACAUUGAUCCUCCUCCUGAUAUUUUUGAUACUUGUAAAGCCAGGAAACCUAAUCUAUCAUAUGUUUGUUAUGAUGAGUAUUAUGAUACUUAUGCUCCAUUUUUAAUGUUAGAAAUCUGGCAACAUGUGACUAACUGUUGGCAAAGAAGAAAUAUAAACAAUACUGGCAUUGUUUCUGUUUCUGUAUCAUCAUAUGAAAUUAAAGGUGAAAUAAUAAUACUUCACUGUAAAACUUUAUUAAAUGAUCAAAGCAAACUAAGAAAAAACUUUCCUUAUGUGGGCCACCUAGUCAUUUUAUACUUAAAUCUUCAUGGAUGUAUUGGACAGGCUCAAGUGUUUGGUUAUGUUGUAGAUUAUAAAGUUGAAGAUAUAGUUGUUGAUCACCAGUACAAUUCAAUAUGCAUGAUAACGCAGAGAGAAAAAUCAAGCAUUAUUUCAUUAAUUAUUAAAACUAAAGCUAGGGAAGGCAGGUUAAAUUUUGAAAAACCAAUAAGAAUAGAAACUGUUUGUUUAUUAAAACCUUUAAUUAUUCAAAGUGAAGCACUUUUAAAUAUUCAUAAAUCAAUGUUAAUAAAUAGCAUUCUGUGUCCUCAGGAAAGAAAUUGUACAAAGUCAUCCAAGUCUUCAUCACAUUCAAAAUCAUUGUUAGCAUUAGGAUCAUAUAAUAGGCAACAAGAAAAGAUCAUAUUGGAAUUAACUGAAGCUGUUUAUGAUCCAUAUCCUCAUAUAUUUCUUAUAUCAGGGCCUGCAGGUACAGGUAAAACUCAUACUAUAAUUGGAUUGAUCCAGCAGUUGUUGUGUGAAGAUGGUGGUGCACAUAAAAUGAAAUUGCUGGUUAUCACCCAAACUAACUGUGCAAUUGAUGAAAUUUGUUAUCGUUUAGUUAAAUUACAGCAAUUUUUUAAAAACAGUUAUCAGCGAGAAUUAAGAUUUGUUCGAGUUGGAAAAGCAGAAAACACCCGUCCCGAUUUACAAGCCCAUUGUAUAGAAAACUUAAUUAAUUUCAAUAUUGAAAGAAAUAAAGAAGAUUUACAGAAUAAUGAAAUUAAACUGCUUGCUGUUGAAAAUGAUAUUGCUACAAUGAAAAGCAAACUUCAGACAUGUAAUUAUGAAAAUGAAAUUUGUUAUGAUGGUACACAAGAGAAAGUGGAACAGCUGUUACUUGACAGGAAAUUUUACCAUAAAAGAGUAAGUUAUCUUAGGUCUAAAUUUCAUAUUGAUAUGGAGAAAACAAGAGGAAAAAUGAGAAGUGAAAUACUUGAAAAUGCAGAUGUAAUUUUAACAACAAUCCUAGAUUGUCGAUGUAGUGCUUUAUUGUCAAUAUAUGGUAAUAUUGGUUACUGUCGUUUUAAUUGUUGUAUUAUAGAUGAUUCAACUCAACUAACUGAAGUAGAAACUCUUGUUCCUCUGUUAUAUGAUACUGAUAAACUCAUUUUAGUAGGAGAUCCUGAACAACUCACUGCAAAUGUUUCAUCAGCUGUAGCUAGAAGAUUUGGUUAUCAACAGUCAUUUUUUGAAAGAUAUCAAGCUUAUUUUGAGAAACUUUGUGAUACAUUUCCUAAUAAUUUUUACAUUUUGAAUGAACAGUAUCGCAUGCAUUCAGACAUAUAUUACUUUUCUUCUUCAUAUUUCUACCAAAAUAAAGUCAUUACGCCUCCACAAGUCGAUAAAAAUCGUCGUUUCUUGCACAUGCAUUCUUGCAUCAUUUUUGACAUAAUGGAUGGUCAGAAUUCUACAGAAAGUCCUUUUAAUAUUUUUAAUCUUCAGGAAGCACAUUUCAUCAUACAGUUAUGUUCAGAAAUAUCGAGAUUUAUUAAAUGUGAUUGGAAUGCUGGUAUUAUCACACCAUAUGUUGGACAAUGUGAUAUGUUGAGGAAGAAUCUCCCUAAAGAACUGAAAGACAAACAUCAUGUCGAAAUAGGCACCAUUGAUUAUUUUCAAGGUCGUGAGAAAGACAUAAUAAUACUGUCCUGUGUUCAAACAAAACACUUAUCUAAUUGUACAUUUCUCUCAGAUUUUCAUCUGUUCAAUGUGGCAAUUACCAGGGCAAGAAAUCUUUUAGUAAUAUGUGGAAACAUCAAAUAUUUACAAGAAUGGCCAUUAUGGAAAAUGUUUAUUAAAGAAGCUGCUAGUAAAGAUAUGGUUGUUCAUACAAAAUCCUUCAGCAGUAAUUUAAUUGUACAUUUAUCAGAUAACAGAUAAUAACAUAUCAUUUUUGUUUUCAUUAUAUAUAUGCAGAACAUUCAAAUACUAUUUUCCUUUUCAGGAACUAAACUUUCUUCCUGAGCAAUUAGCUCCAAUUUAAGAUAAUAUUAUAGUCCAUGUAUCAAUAAUAUCAAAUUUAUGUCAAAUCUAUGUGAAAGUACCCAUAAGACAAAUAAUUGUCUUCUUACACACAUUAUCAUAUAAUAUCUAUUGUACAAAAGUAGUCAGAAGUAUUAGAGUUUUGUAUUAUAUAUAUAUUGUGUCCUCAGAAACUUAUCAGACAUUAUUAAAUAUGUAAACAAGAUAUCUUCAUAAAUGUGCAGCUUAACAAAACAAUCAAAUUAUUUGUCUUAUAAGACUGAAUAAGUUAAUUUCAUUGAAAAGAAAGCAGUAACUACUGAAAAGGAAAAUAGUCAAUUAUAUUAUAUACAUGUAUAUAGGUUACCAUAUCACAUAUAAAUGUAAAAAUGUUUUGUAUAAUUCAUUUCAGCUUCCAUUUACACAAACAUAAUAUAUAUAUAUUACAUACAUACAUACAUACAUACAUACAUAACAUACACAUGCAUAGACAAAAAUGUACAGUUUAAAUGUAAUUAAAGUAUUAUAUCUUAGAGUUUAAAUUGAAAAUUCUUUAAUGGUAACAAAUCUGUAUUUUGUUACAUUAAAAGAAUUUCUUCUUUAAGCUCCAAGAAAUAUUAUCCUAGUUACAUUUAUCAGUAAAAUAAGAAUUAGUUUUCAAUUUAAUUGUAUAAGUUGUUGCUAAAAGCUUACAUAGUGUAGAGUUAAAGUGAAUUAAUAAGUUCUUUUAAAAAGAAUUGAAGCAUUAAAUAUUUACUUUGUGUAAUAACAUUUGACCAAACAAAAUCUCAAUAUUUACAAUAUAAAUAUUUUAAGAUAUCUUGUAUUAUAUUUAUGUAUAUAUUUAGUAUAUUUGUUUAUUUCAUUUGUCUUCAAUAAGACUAUAACAUCUUAUAUUCCAUUGUUAAAACAGGAAAAGCUGCAUUAAAAACAAAUCAGUUUUUUCAUUCUCAAGUAAACAUUGCUUUAUUCCUACUUCCUUAAAUUCACAUAUGCAAGCAUUUCUCUGAAAAAUAUUUUCAAAACAUUUUCAUUUGCAUAUGUUCAAUCCAAAUAAUUGUUUACAAUUGCAUUAUAAAAAUAAAUAUUUUGAGAUGAAUCUUCUGAUACAUUUACCUGAAAAUAAAUUACUAUAUUACACAACUAUAUUACAAAAUCAGUUUACUGCCAUAUUAUCUUGUAAUUGAUAUUCAUUACAAUAUUUUCUAUAAGUUCUUCUAAAACAGAGUAUUUUGUAUAGUUUUUCUAUACAAAAAUACAUAAGUAUUUUUUUUCUAUACUUAUACAGUUCUGGAAUAAGAAACUUUUUUUCCUGUCAUGUACUUUUUAAUUUUCAUUAGUGUCACUGAUGUGCUGGAAUGAUAACUAUUCUGAGAUUAUUUGAAUAUUUUUGACACUCGUUUACAUUAUUAUUCAUUCAUUUUUCAAUUAAAUGUAUGUACUACUGUUGUGUUGUUUCAAUUGAAUUUGAAAAUUGUUAUAUUAUUUCUAUGUUUAUGUUGACAUUUUAUAAAAUAGAUAAAUGUGAUUUUUUUCAUUAUCAAAGAAAGACCAAAUUUUCAUGUGCCAAAUUUUCAAUCAUAUUUUUUUUUUUUUUUUUUUUGUUAUUUAUUCAAUAAGUUCCAAAUACUUACAUUGUGGAAUCAUUGUAGGAAUUAUUUGUAUUUACCCCAAAAAAUGUGUUCUAAAUAUGAAUGUAAUAUUAAAGUUUUAGACAGAUUUUUUUAUGUAACAAUGAGACUUCCUUGCUAUAGAAAUAACAAAAUGACGUGACAGCUAUAGCAUUAAAAUUUUCCCUUAUGUAAAUAGUCACUAAGCAACAAUUUGAUUUUUUAUGAAAAUAAAUGUUUUAA
Molecule: messenger RNA, 7367 nt
Organism: Centruroides sculpturatus (bark scorpion)
Lineage: Eukaryota; Metazoa; Arthropoda; Arachnida; Scorpiones; Buthidae
Product: probable helicase senataxin
Exons: 3
Coding region: 1486-5433 (1315 amino acids)
Biological process (GO): termination of RNA polymerase II transcription
Cellular component (GO): nuclear body
Molecular function (GO): transcription termination site sequence-specific DNA binding; helicase activity
Source: RefSeq, a predicted model, not a curated record